UGUCGGGAUCGGAGCCGGAGACAGCACUUUCGGGUCGGGGUUGGGGGGUUCGGGGGCGGCGGACGACUCCAGCACAAGUCGCCCCGAAAGAGAAGGAAAACAAGAGCGGAAUUGGUGUGGUUCGCUCGCCCGCGGAAGUUCCACUCGGAUUCGGGUACGUGCUGGACCUGCUGCCGUCCGGAGCUCCGAGACGUCUUGGUCGAGGUUCAGAGGCCCAGAAACGAGCUCCGCUCUGGGAUGAGCUCUGCCCGCCGUCGCCCUCUUUCCACCAGAACUUCCGGAAGAACUUCGCGGGCAACGUUGUGAGGGUGCGUGGUGUGGGUAACGCCAUCGCAGUGCCAUGGCUCUGGUUCAAGCUCUUCCCGUCACUGACCGCCCCAAUCCCGGCGUCGACGUCCAGCAGCACCAGCCGCUAUCCUCCUCGCACUCCCCGCCGGCCUCCCGCAGCACGGCCACCGCUAUGGGUUCCGUAAGCAGUCUCAUAUCGGGCCGGACGUACCAGGAGAGGCACUGCCGGGCGGCCAGCGAAUUCGCAGCCAAGGCGCGGCGCUCCACGCCCGCUACCAGCUGCUUCCGCCUCCAGGAUAACACCCUCCGCAGCGCGAGCUCCUUGGAGCAGCUGCUGGUUAUCUGCAACCAAACGCAGGAGCACCACCCCCAGGCCCAGGUUCUACCUCCACCGCUGCCCACUAAGAAGCAGCCUAGGCCGGGCAACUCCGCAGUGCCGUCCGGCGGGGCUGGAACGACCGCCGGUGUUGCUGGGGGCGGGGUUAAUAAUAACUCGGGAUACGUGAACAGCGAAGUGGUUCCCGGAGACUGGAACGACAACCUGGUGGUGGCCGCUGCAAGCCCCUUCAGCGACUCAGAGGACCAACGGGAAAAUAGGACCCUGAAUGGCAACAUAGGAGGACCUCCCCCCAAACUCAUCCCAGUUUCUGGACAGCUAGAGAAGAACAUGGAAAAAGUGCUGAUCCGUCCAACGGCGUUCAAGCCCGUCGUUCCCAAGAAUCGCCACUCGGUGCAUUACCUGUCCCCGCGACCGGCGGGCUGCAGUCUGUCCGAGAGCCAGGGCAGCCUCAACCUCCUCUUGCCCCCCGGGGGGUCCUCCGGCGGAGCCAACGAGGCCAGUGGCGGCAGCUCCGCUUCGGAGGAGAAACGAGACUCCUUCAGCGGGGGGCGCAACGCCCGCAGCAGCCAGUCCUGCUCCAUAUCGGACUCCGGGAGGAACUCGCUCUCCAGCCUGCCCACUCACAGCAGCACAGGCUACAGUUUGGCCCCCAGCGAGGGCUCCAGCUCCGGGUCGGCGCACCAGGAUGCCGGGCAGGUCCCGGUCAGAAACACUUCGGGCGGGAUCGGGAUUCACGGUCAUCACUCGGACAGCGGACGCUCGUCAUCCAGCAAGAGCACCGGCUCGGGCUCGCUGAGCGGGCGCGGGCAGCCCCUGUCGGACAGCGGCUCGUGCGGCCACUCGUCGCCGCCCGUGGAGGGCUACGAGGUGGUGGUGAGGGACCUGGAGGAGAAACUGAAGGAGCGCGACAUGGAGCUCCAGCAUCUACGGGAAAAUCUGGACGAGAACGAAGCCGCCAUCUGCCAGGUCUACGAGGCCAAGCAGCGUCGCUGCGAAAGCGAGAUGGAGGAGCUGAGGCAGAACUGCGCCACCAAGAUGAAGCAGGCCUCUCAGAAGGCCCAGAGGACUCAGCAGGUCUUACAGUUGCAGGUCUUUCAACUCCAGCAAGAGAAAAAGAAGCUGCAGGAGGACUUCUCGUCGCUGCUGCAGGACCGGGAAACCCUGGAGAGGAGGUGCGCCAACAUCCAGCGCGAGCAGACACAGCUGGGCCCGCGGCUGGAGGAGACCAAGUGGGAGGUGUGUCAGAAGUCAGGAGAGAUCUCCCUGCUGAAGCAGCAGCUGAAGGAGAUCCAGUCCGAGCUCAGCCAGAAGGCCGGCGACAUCGUGGUGCUGAGGGCGCAGCUGAGGGAAGCCCGAUCGGAGCUGCAGGCCAGCCAGGUUCGCUCUCAGGAGGCCCAGGCGGCCCUGCGCACGCGAUCCCUGGAGCUGGAGGUCUGCGAGAACGAGCUCCAGAGGCGGAAGAGCGAAGCCGAGCUGCUCCGGGAAAAGCUGUCGCGCCUGGAGGACGAGACGCUGCGCCUGCGGGACUCCCUGACGGCCGGGGGCGUGAAGGCCCAGUGCGCCGGCCUGCCCGCCUAUCAGGGUCGGGGCGUGUCCGGGAGGGGAGGACCCAGCCCCUGCGUGUACCGCGACCUGGACGACGCCCACGCGGGUUGGGGAGGGGAGAGCGACGAAGCCAAGGCGCACAGGCAGAAUGCAGAAGCUCUGCUGGGACUCAGACAACAGGUGGAGCGGCUGAAAGCCGAGCUGAUGUACGAGCGGCGGACGAGCGAGGAGCAGCUGUCUCGGUUCGAGGACGAGCGCACGGUGUGGCAGGAGGAGAAGACGAAGGUGAUCCGCUACCAGAAGCAGCUGCAGCAGAACUACAUCCAGAUGUACCGGCGGAACCGCGACCUGGAGCGCGUGAUGCGGGAGCUGAGUCUGGAGCUGGAGAACAGGGACAUGGACGAGUACGAGGUGCACAGCGGCAGCAACGACAUCCACUUUGAGGAGAUCACCGCCACGGAGAUCUAAAAAAAAAAAAAACAAACAAAAAAAAACGCCAGACCCCCCCCUCUCUCCACUUGGGGGGGGGGGGGGGGCUUUAAUUCUUGAGCGGCUCCCAAAGGUGCGUUCUUCCUUCGCCGCUGCACUCCUCGUGAUCUUUCAUACUGCGUUUCACCUGCACUUUUUAAAAGAAUUUUACUCCACCACUACAAAGUCAGCACAAAACAAAAAAAAAAAAAAUCUUCUGAAGCGCUGAGAAGUGUUCAAAUCAGGGUACUAUUGAGGAUUGUAGGAAAAAAAAAAAAAAUCAAACUGUUGGCCACGUGCACAUUUUCUCACAAUUAAGCAACGGGGCACUAGCAUGUCAUGUCAUGUUAUGUGAUGAUAACGCCCGUUACGUCUGCUACUUCAUGUUGUGUCGUGUAUUUCUAAAGGGAGAUAUUAGCCUGAGCAUGCUAACGUUGGUCCCUUUUAAAUGGUAGUACCACCCCAGGCCUUCGGGAGCGCGACAGUGAGCUGCAGCGCAAACUUUUUCCCCUCUAUCCUCACGAUUAGCGGCUCAGUUUAGUGCAGUUGCGUUUCUGUUUUGAAAUUACGUCAAGCGGAGGAAAAAAGCCCACCUCCGUCGUCCUUGAGACAACAAUUGCCUGACGGAAAGAGUUUUAUUCAUGAGGAGACUGUAACAGGGUAAGCUAACAUUAGCAUGUUUGCCAUUGCUAGCCUUUGUAUCGGCAAAUGUUAACUGAUACUCAGCCAGUCAGCAGGGGGCUACAAAAUGGCACCAGCAUACGUCGACCAGGGAUAUGAAAUAGUAUAGUGAGCCCUCGUGUAUCGGGGGGGGGGGGGUGCAUUCCAGACCCACCCCCGCACUGAGGUGAAAAUCUCCCAGCCGCAUUAUUGAAAUUAAAAAUGAUCUGACUCAAAACGAGCGCGCAUAGCGACUCAAAUACGUUGGCACCAGUGGAAGCAACAUUUCAUCACCAAAACACACCCGUCAAUGAAUGUUGCGGUUUGGUGGCUAACAAAUAUCCCCACCUCGUCAAUUUAACCGAACAUUUUUAGCAAAGGCUAACGCUAAUCUGUGCUAACACUGCUGCUUUAGUUAUUACAGGGAUGAGACUAAGAGGGCCUCAUUCACUCACAGGCAUUUUUGAUAAGAGCCACAUAAAUUAAUAUUUACACGGUUGUUUGAUUUCGCGCUUAACGGAGGAUACAAAUAGUCCAUUUUCCAAAAUAUGUCCCAAUCGAGAGAGAGAGAGAGAGAGACGCAGCAGUCGGAGAUGUCAGCAGGACGUUUGUGAUUUUGCUCUCUUAGUCUGCUUUCCUCUAUUUUUAGCAGCGUUGGGAAACUAAAAAUGGAGUCUCGCUGCUGCUUCUUUCUUUUUCUUCCUCAGGCUUCUGUUUGAACUUGAGGUGGGCUUCUAUGCACACUUUUAGUUUCUUCCUCACAGCGAGCUUUUUUUUUUUUUUUUUUUUUUAUAAA
Messenger RNA from Syngnathoides biaculeatus (alligator pipefish), 4097 nucleotides. It is a transcript of the gene lzts2a, whose product is annotated as leucine zipper, putative tumor suppressor 2a. Gene Ontology annotation, biological process: negative regulation of canonical Wnt signaling pathway; cell division. NCBI's taxonomy places the organism in Eukaryota, Metazoa, Chordata, Actinopteri, Syngnathiformes, Syngnathidae. The transcript is spliced from 9 exons. The record is from RefSeq and is a predicted model, not a curated record. Bases 341 to 2641 code for a protein of 766 amino acids.